CCUGCGGAAGAACAUUGUUGCCGGAGCUACUUCUCUCUGUUGAUGUCUACGAGGUUACUCCGCAGCGGUACCCGAACCAGUCUAAAAUAAUCCGAGUAUAAACACUUAUUACAGGUGUACCGUAGUGAUUCAGGACAAGCCAAAAACGCGGAUUAGAAAACGGAUUCAUGCUUAUUAUAUACAUUUUGUAAAUUUUGAACACAUAAAAAAAGUUACGGACUGCAGCUUUAAAAUAACGAAUGUUUCCUGUCGCCGAUUACGUUUCCCUCCAGUGGGCGGAGUUCUCGGAGUAACAUGACACGUUGCGUCUACUUUUGUGUCCUUAAACGCUAGUUUUUGGGGGGUUCGACAGCUUAUAAAAACGUAGUUCUGGGUUUUUUAGCUUGUUUUGCUGUACACCUCGCCACACAGCAGCUUUUAGACAUUGUUCUGUUUUUUGUUAUAAGUCAGAAAUGAUAAUUAGAAGCCAGUUUCCGCAAUGCAAAAUCAAUGGAGAGCGUCGGAUUGUUUUUCCCCCCCGGUGGGCGUGGUUUUCAGAUUAGGACGCGUCUCGCUCUGUCUCUGUAAAGGGUUUAAACACGCCUACCUCUAGUUCACAAUAGACGUGAGGGGCGGUACUUACGGUCAGCGCCCCGCCCACACGACUCUAGUAGCCGCUCCGCGCGCGCCGCCCGCUCACUGUCUCACCUGUGCGCGGACAUGAACGCACGUUAUCUUCCUCUUCCUCAUCUUCCUGCGCUGAAAUCUCAUGGAGUGUGACGGGAAUCCGGGCGUCGCGCGCGUCAAGCGUCAGGCGGUGAAGCGGCACCAUCACAAACACAACCUGAAGCACCGAUACGAGUUCCUGCAGACGCUCGGGGAGGGCACGUACGGGCGCGUGAAGAAAGCCGUGGACCGGUCCGGCAGAACGGUGGCUAUAAAGUCGAUCCGUAAGGAGAAGAUCCGGGACGAGCAGGACCUGAUGCACAUCCGGCGCGAGAUCGAGAUCAUGUCGUCUCUCACUCAUCCGCACAUCAUCAGCAUCUAUGAAGGUACGCUCCGCUCUCGUUAUGUGCUCAGACGAGGAAUCGACUGCAGGCCUGAGCGUCUUCAUGCUGCGUGUGACUGUGUUUCAGUGUUUGAGAAUACGGAGAAGAUCGUGAUCGUGAUGGAGUACGCCAGUAAAGGAGAUCUGUACGACUACAUCUGCGACAAACAGCGCGUCUCUGAGAGCCAGGCCAGACACUUCUUCAGACAGAUCGUCUCUGCCGUCCAUUACUGCCACCGGAACGGGAUUGUUCAUCGCGAUCUGAAGUUGGAGAACAUCUUGCUGGACGAAAACGGCAAUAUAAAGAUUGCUGACUUCGGGUUGUCAAACCUCUACCAGGAUGAAAAAUUCCUGCAGACGUUCUGCGGCAGUCCUCUGUACGCUUCGCCCGAGAUUGUGAACGGCAGGCCGUACAGAGGACCGGAGGUAGACAGCUGGUCUCUGGGCGUCUUACUGUACACCCUGGUUCAUGGAGCCAUGCCUUUCGACGGACAAGACCACAAGAAGUUGGUCCAGCAGAUCAGCACUGGAAACUACCGCAAACCCACCAAACCAGCUGAUGCGUGUGGUUUGAUCCGCUGGAUGUUGAUGGUAAACCCAGAGCGUAGAGCUACUUUGGAGGAGAUCGCGGGUCACUGGUGGCUCAACUGGGGCUAUCAGCUCCCUCUACUGGCUCAGAAUGAACCCGCAGCUGCACAUCAGGAGCCAGGACACGCGACUGCCGCGUGUGGCCCGACUCGCAUCGCGGAUUGGCUACGCCGCACAUCUCGUCCUCUACUAGAGAGCAGCUCCAAGAUGCGCUGCCUGUUGCGAACAGGUGGGGCCACCGGAGGGGAACCGGUCCAGCGACAGCGCUCCAUACGCAGGUCGCGCAAAGAAAACAACGUCUCGCAGACCAUGCAGGAAGCUCCUCGCCCAUCUAAAGGAAUUCUAAAGAAGCGGGGGAGCCUUAAACAGAAAGCGCCCAGUGACUCCCAGGCUACACCCUUGGAGGAGAAGAGCCAGAACGCUUUGGCGCCAUCUGUCCUGCCUCCACCUCCUAAAGGCAUCCUGAAGAAGCCUUCGGAAAGCGAGUCAGGCUAUUAUUCCUCUUCUCCGGAGAGCUCCGGACAGACUCUUGGGAACCCAGAGCCACACCGCAAGGGCAUCCUCAAACGGCACGGCAAGUUUUCCGGCGGCCUGCAGGAAUUUGGCUCGCUGGACCAGCUUGCACCCUCUUUACCAACGGUGGUCAACAGAUCCCGACCGAGCGGGGCGAUCAGCGAGGAUAGCAUCCUCUCCACGGAGUCCUUUGACAAACUUGACCUACCCGACCGCGAGAUUCCAGUCGCCCCAAUGGAGCGACCAGCAGGUGGACGGAGGAUGAGAGGAUGCGUAUCCGCUGACAAUCUCCUCGACUUGAGGGAAGCGUCUCAGGGACACUGGGAAAUGGACAUGGCCUGCUACCGUACAGGAGUAUCCGAUAGCGUGUUUUCAAUUUCUGACUGCGAAAACGUCACUCAGACUUACAAACAAGCCUUGGGAGCAACUGAAACGCACAGGGACUACGAUGUGCAGAGAUGACGCAACUCCAGUUGCGCUUGGAAAAGGAAGCCGGCUGGAAGCAAGGAAAGUACUUCUGAAGCAAUGCCAGACAAAGAGUGGUCAAGGAAUGGUUUCAGACCCAGCAGGAAAUGGGUCUUCGUAGAGGACAGGACGUCCUGUUUAGGACAUGCAUUUCAUUCUGAGGGAACAGCAGUUUGUGUAACGUGCAAAACGGUGGUUUUUAUUAUGUAUACUUGGUUUGAGAAAAGUGACUUAUUUCGUCAGCUGCCUUGCUCCCAGUGACGAACAACUGACUGGUUAUUCUUUGAAACGUUUUUAAAUGACUGUUUAGGGUGUUGGCUAGUCAAAAAUACCAAAGAUGACUCACGAUAAAGUUCAGAACCAUUGUGAGUUCAGUUUGUUUUUAACGUGAAUGCUGGUGGUAGAACACAACAAAACUCACAGUGCAAAGAUUGACUAAAGUGCUUUUGAAGAUCGUUCCCGCCAAUUUCUGACUUUUUACAACAUGCCGUUAACUGCUCAAGAGUUCACAGGUGCACGGAUGCAAUAAACUGCUGCCUUUUUAUGACUUUAUGUAGUCCAUACUUUAGUUUUGCAUCUGUUUCAUGAUAAGAAUUGUACAGAUAGGAGUGUUUGAACUGCUUCCAUGUCGCAGUUUAUUAGGAUGGUAAAAGACACCGUGACCUUUCAGAAUAAGAUGAAACUAAAAGCGCUUCUCAAAUUUUGUUACAAACAUUCUGUCUUCGAGAAACGUGUUGAAAGGGUGAGAUUUACUGGAUGUUAACAAUUCUGUGGCUACAGCUAUUUAGGAAUGGGGUGGAAUGGUGUUUCGGUGUCAUAGCAGGGUGUUUGGGGUCAUCAGUAAAUCUGAACUCUUCAUACAGUGUUUGUAAGUCCAGUAGAGCAGCAGUGCGAUCUGUAGGGCUGCUCGGAGUGUCACGGCUCGAGAUAACCCGGGUAAUGAGGUGUUCUUCUUCUGUUUGGUGUCAUAUUUUGUUCGAGUUCCAGCAUGUUUAUUUGCCAAAUUGCCUGAUUUAUCUGCCCUGAUGAGUCUUUGACUCAGUGGAACAAUAAAACAGCACAAAUGAAGUGGAAAAUGCUCUCUGGCUGUCGGUUCUUUUGUACCCAUCAUAGUCUCCUGGAUAACCCUAAAUGACAUUUAUACCCAAUAGUAUGUGAGAACUGUGGUGCAGCUUUUAUAGUUUAAGUAUUAAUGAAUUUGAAAGUAAUUAAGGCAAAUAGUAUGCAACAAAUGCGUCU
This is a messenger RNA of Onychostoma macrolepis, 3832 nucleotides long. RefSeq names its product NUAK family, SNF1-like kinase, 2 (gene nuak2). The coding region runs from base 749 to 2590 and encodes 613 amino acids. Gene Ontology annotation, cellular component: cytoplasm. Gene Ontology annotation, molecular function: protein serine/threonine kinase activity; tau-protein kinase activity; ATP binding. The record is from RefSeq and is a predicted model, not a curated record. Gene Ontology annotation, biological process: protein phosphorylation; intracellular signal transduction; microtubule cytoskeleton organization. The transcript has 5 exons. NCBI's taxonomy places the organism in Eukaryota, Metazoa, Chordata, Actinopteri, Cypriniformes, Cyprinidae.